Messenger RNA from Aspergillus ruber CBS 135680, 624 nucleotides. RefSeq names its product LAGLIDADG family homing endonuclease. Gene Ontology annotation, molecular function: endonuclease activity. Lineage: Eukaryota; Fungi; Ascomycota; Eurotiomycetes; Eurotiales; Aspergillaceae. The record is from RefSeq and is a predicted model, not a curated record. The transcript has a single exon. The annotation marks the transcript as partial.
AUUUUUAAUUUAUGUUUUGGUGUUGUUAUUUUAUUUUCAAUUGUAGCUGUUCACAAGUAUCUGGUUUCGCAGCAUUUAAAUGUUAGAGCUGGCAAAGCUUCCUUACCUACAAUAGGAGUUAUUCAUAAUAAUGCCUUAAAAAAAAAUAAUAAAACUUUAAGAUCGGAUAAACAAGAAUAUAUUUCAAUUCCUUCAUCUUUUUUAGCUUUUUUAGUAGGAUUAAUAGAUGGAAAUGGAUAUAUUCAAAUAAGUAAAACAUCAAAAGGAUUUAUAACAAUGAAAUUAGUUAUAUCUCUACAUUUAGAAGAUCUUUCUACUUUAGAAUAUAUUCAUUCUGUUUUAAAAUUAGGUAAGAUAAAUAUUUAUAAAGAUUUAAGAAGCCCUACUUGCAAAUUAGUUAUUAAUAAAACUGAUCUACAAGAAGUAUUGUUUCCAUUGCUUAUAUAUAAUAACAUAUUUUUCUUAACUGAUACUAGAGUAGAUCAAUUUAAUUUAGCUAUGUAUAUAUUAAAAAAUGAUAUUAAAUUGUAUAAUGAAAUUCAUAAUAUAAAUAACAUACCAACUAUUUUUGAAAUUCCUAAAAAUCCAUUUGAUUAUACAUUAUUACAUUUUUUUAGAAAUUGA